This is a messenger RNA of Ixodes scapularis (black-legged tick), 918 nucleotides long. RefSeq names its product galanin-like G-protein coupled receptor npr-9. Bases 1 to 918 code for a protein of 305 amino acids. Gene Ontology annotation, cellular component: plasma membrane. The transcript has 4 exons. The record is from RefSeq and is a predicted model, not a curated record. NCBI's taxonomy places the organism in Eukaryota, Metazoa, Arthropoda, Arachnida, Ixodida, Ixodidae. Gene Ontology annotation, biological process: G protein-coupled receptor signaling pathway. Gene Ontology annotation, molecular function: G protein-coupled receptor activity.
AUGUCACCAUCGGUUGUGGUAGCUAUAUCCGCGGUGUACCGGCGUGGUGGCUGUCAGAUCCUGGUCUUCCUAUCGUCGGCCUUCAGCUGCUGCUCCGUUUGGCUGACGGUGGGCUUCACGGCUGAGCGCUUCGUGGCCAUCCGCUACCCGCUGUGGCGGCUACAGCUGGGCUCGACGAGGCUGAGACCGAAGCUGGCCAUCCUGGCGACUGCGCUCUGCAGCUUCGCCUUCAACGCGCAUCUGCUGCUCUUCGUCGGAGUCCACGAGGUCCCAGGCGGAUACCAGGAGUGCGGACUCAAGCCAGAGUACGAGAAUGCCAUGUACUACAUCACCAUCAUCGACACGGUGCUGACGCUCAUCGUGCCCUUCCUGCUACUGACAGUGAUGAACUUUAUGAUCGCCAGGUCCAUCUACCUCUUCUACGCCAGGUAUCGCCAGCAGAGAGCCUUCUGCAGGGAGGGAUACCCCAUGAGGGUGUUUAUAAAUCCCCUUCCUUCGAAGCAGAAUGAGUCGGGCAGCACUCUGCACGCCACCCAAAGCGGCAGCAACGUCAUUACGCCUGUGACGCAGAUGAGCGUGACCCGAAUGCUCCUGCUCGUGUCCACGGUCUUCAUCUUGCUCAACCUGCCCAGCUACGUCUUGCGCAUCUACGUUUUUCUGCUCUAUUUCGGCGACGCCGAGUCCCUGGAGGCGGCCUCCGGUUCCCUGGCUUACAUCCUUCAGCGAUACUUUAUGAUUUUGUACUACACCAACUUCGCCAUCAACUUCGUCCUGUACAACGCGAGCUCCAGAAUGUUUCGUGUCACGCUGUACGACUACGCGCGUAACCGCUGGUUGGCGUUCCGCAACUCCAUCGUUAGACUCCGGAAUACCUUGUCGCACUCUUCGACGAGUCAGAACGACGUAGCCAUCAUGUAG